This is a messenger RNA of Volvox carteri f. nagariensis, 1222 nucleotides long. RefSeq lists its product as uncharacterized. NCBI's taxonomy places the organism in Eukaryota, Viridiplantae, Chlorophyta, Chlorophyceae, Chlamydomonadales, Volvocaceae. The transcript is spliced from 8 exons. Bases 38 to 1090 code for a protein of 350 amino acids. Gene Ontology annotation, cellular component: cytoplasm. Gene Ontology annotation, biological process: protein folding. The record is from RefSeq and is a predicted model, not a curated record.
AAGGGUCACACAAUUCAUUACGAAAGUGAUCUAAAAGAUGCCUUCUCACUGUGUCAUUGAGGAUGUUACGGAUAAAUGGGACCCCGCGGAGGGCGACAAACAGCUGGGUGAUAUGUUGAUCAAGCACGAAGGGGACGCGCAAAAGUUUCUUGUGACCGUGCUGGAUUUCCUUAAACGGAAAUCGAACUUUUUCAAGGGCGAUGAACCCAAGCGGAGACUUCUCGAAGCUUUCAAGGAGGUGGCUGGGGAGACGGGACCUGUUGCUGGCUUGAAAGGAGGCUUCCUUGCUUGUUCCAAAACAGCGGAAUCUAAGGCAGCACCGACUGCGGACGACAACAAGCCCUCAACCCCAGCCGCUCCGGAGGCGAACCCUACUGCCGCAGAGGCAGCCCCGGCGGCAACGCAGGAGCAGCCGUUGGCGACGGCAGCGGCGGCGACAGAGUCGUCGUCUGAGCCGGCGGCGGUGGCGGCCUCAGCGGAAGCUGCCGCUCCGGCGGAUGUUGGGUCGCCGACGGCGGCUGCCCCCGCGGUGGAGGGCGGCGAGGAGAAGGAUGGGGACCCGGAAAGCUCGAAGGGCUUAAAGCCCAACUCUGGUCGCGGUGCCGAUCUGGACCGCUACAGCUGGGCCCAGACCCUGAGCGAGGUGACCGUCAGUGUUCCGGUUCCCAAGGCCACCAAGGGCCGGAUGCUGGAUGUGGUCAUCACCAAGUCGCACUUCAAAGUGGGGCUCAAGGGCCAGCCUGCCAUCCUGGAGGGCGAGUUCACUGAGCCGGUCAAGGCGGAUGACAGCAUGUGGAACAUCGUGGACAACGUGGUGGAGGUGACGCUGGCCAAGGCGGAGGGGAUGCACUGGUGGGCGGCGGUAGUCAAGGGGGAGCCGGUCAUCGACACGCAAAAGGUGGAACCGGAGAACAGCAAGCUCAGCGACCUGGAUUCCGAAACGCGGAAGACCGUGGAGAAGAUGAUGUUCGACCAGCGCCAGAAGGCUCUGGGCUUGCCCACCAGCGAAGAGCUGCAGAAGCAGGAGAUGCUCAAAAAGUUCAUGGCGGCGCACCCGGAGAUGGACUUCUCCAAAGCCAAGCUCAUGUGAUGAUGGUCGUCAACAACAAUCUGUUUGUUGACGUGUGUUGUGAUGGGACUUAAUGAAUGGAAUGAAAAUAAACUCUUCAUCUGCAUCCCUUAUAUGCAAUAUCCCUAAUAUGUAAUAUGCACGUAUUCCAAG